AAGAAGGCAGCGGAAGGCAGCGGAAGGCAGCGGACAGGAUGGGUAUGGGAGCAUGGAUACGAUAUCGAGAAAGACAGUUCCGGUCACGGUUUCUGA
Messenger RNA from Fusarium odoratissimum NRRL 54006, 96 nucleotides. RefSeq lists its product as uncharacterized. The record is from RefSeq and is a predicted model, not a curated record. Lineage: Eukaryota; Fungi; Ascomycota; Sordariomycetes; Hypocreales; Nectriaceae. The annotation marks the transcript as partial. The transcript has a single exon.